Messenger RNA from Hevea brasiliensis (rubber tree), 1547 nucleotides. RefSeq lists its product as uncharacterized. The record is from RefSeq and is a predicted model, not a curated record. The transcript has 4 exons. Lineage: Eukaryota; Viridiplantae; Streptophyta; Magnoliopsida; Malpighiales; Euphorbiaceae. Bases 109 to 1146 code for a protein of 345 amino acids.
UAUGCAAUAGCCUCGUAGAUAUCAAUCAGCCCAUAAAAGUCUUCUUCACUUACAAGAAUCCCCAAUACGCAAUCUUUGUUCCCAGCUACCGACACCCGAGUGAUAUUCAUGUUUGGUGGAGGCAAAGGCAUGGGCGGUGGAGGAGGCAGCAUGUUAAAGGUGGUUGGUAGGGCAGUUACUCGUGCUGGUGUAACCAACCUCCAAGAAUCCAUUUCUUCUUCUUCUUCUGCUAUUUCUAGGUCAUCCCAAAGGCUCAAUUCUUCCAGUAAUAAUAAUCUUAUCUUAUCUUCAGCUUUUGGGUCUCCUUUUGGUAUUACUUGCAAUGUUCCAGUAUCUGCUAAUUCUGGGGGUCCCAACGCCUCUUGCUGGCCUUCUUUUGCUCCUUCUGGUUCUUGUUGUGAUGAUUAUGAGUGGGUUUCUGUGGAAGGGAGUGAAGAGGAUACUGCAAUUGUAGUUGGUGAUGAUUUUGUUCUGGGACCUGUUCCUUCCAGGGACGAAGUUCAUAGCGCUGUCUCUGCCCUUACACAGGUAUUUGAUGCUGCGUCGUACCCACAGUUCAUUACAGAUAAAUUUGCUUGUAAUGUGGAUAUGGAUGUAGCAGAUGAAAUUUUGAGUCCAACUGAGAAGCUGCCCCAUGUUUCUCCAGCUGGGUCAGAAAUAGAUUGGCUGGAGCCCUCUCCACAUCUUUAUAACUCAAGAAUGUUACGUCCUUAUGGACCUGACAGAGUUUAUGAUGCUUUCCAUUUAUUGCAGACCGAGCCAUCUAUUCAGAGAAUGGUCAUCUCAUUGUCUACUGAUAAAGCUGUUUGGGAUGCUGUUUUGAACAAUGAGGUAGUUCGGGAGCUGCGUGAGACCUACCAUGCAGACGAAAGUAUAACUUCAACCACCGAGAGUUCAGAUAAGACUGGCCAUGACUCUAAUCCUGUAUUGAAUGCUGUGAAGUGGAUAUUUGAAAACACAAAGGCAAAAUUCAUGGAAGCAAUUGAGAAGAUAGCAAAGCUGAUGAAUGAGUUGUUCAAAGUACCUAAUGAUGAUAAGAAAACAACAGGAGCCACAGGUCCAUUUGAGGAAAAUCUGAGAACAUCUUUCCUGUUAUCUGUGGUUGUCCUGCUGGUUGUGGUUGUGACUCGAGCCCAUAGGGCUUGACCAUAAUUUAAAAAAAAAAAAAAGUACAGUUAGGCUAACCACACAUCUGGUAAGGAACACUGCUCCUUUUGUACUCGCACAUUUAUAAGUAUUCUCACUGCAUUUAUGUUAGGGCUAAAGUUUGGGAUACUUCCUAAGAUCUCUCAGGUUGAAUGAAAUUCCUUUCAUCACCUUAACCAACCCCUUGAGGGUGACUUUACCUUAAUUUGCCGACAUAACGGGUGGUAUCCUUUCUGGGGUAUUUACUUUUGAGUCUUUCAGCUCAGGAUAUAGUUGUGUUAGAGCUUAUGGCUAUGCAUUUUUCUUUUUUUAAUUAUGGCUAUGUAAUUAAUUUAAGUCCUUUUGUCUUGUUAAGAACGCCUCUCUGGAUAGUCUUAUUAAUGUCAACUUGUUAUGUGCGA